Messenger RNA from Misgurnus anguillicaudatus (oriental weatherfish), 2049 nucleotides. The record is from RefSeq and is a predicted model, not a curated record. NCBI's taxonomy places the organism in Eukaryota, Metazoa, Chordata, Actinopteri, Cypriniformes, Cobitidae.
GUAACACGUCCUUCUAAUGGGCGGCGCUUAUCGCGGCCUUUAGAAAAAACCCUCAAGCCAUUUUUGAAUGGAAACCGCCCAGGUUUAUUUCAUGCAUUAUUAAUUAACUUACUUUUCAUCGUAUACGUUGAAUACUGGCGUCUAUAAACAUCGCAUCGUUGUUUCCAGGAGCAGUACGAACGGAUUAAAGUGGCAAUGGAGGAGGUUCAGCAGAAUAACACCAAUGGCUCUGAGUCCCAACCUAUUGCCAUCCCAACAACUAUUACUGCCUCUCAAAUAUCACAGAUCGCACAGAUGUCUCUGGGUGGCUCGCAAGUGGCUGUGGUCCAGCUGCCCAGUGGUCAAUACCAGGUGCAAGGUGUGAUUCAGUCAGCUCAGUCCUCAGUUAUCCAGUCUCCUCCAGCACAAGCACAGGGUCAAGGAUCUGACAGUGAUGAUUCUCAAGAGUCAUCUGACAGUGGGUCCUCUAACCAGAAAUCAAGAGAUAUCUUGGUUCGCCGCCCAUCCUACAGGAAGAUUCUGAACGAUCUAUCAGCUGAGGAAGUGGCAACUCAGAAUGAGGAAAAUGAGGAAAACGCCACCUCCUCUACCAUAACAAAUGUCUCCCUCUCAACUCCGAUCUACCAAACAAGCACUGGCCAAUAUAUUGCGAUUUCAUCCAAUGGCUCUCUGCAGCUGGCUAGUACUGGAUCGGACGGGAUGCAAGGCCUGCAGACCCUCACCAUGAGCAACUCGAACCCAAACCAGCCAACUAUACUACAGUACGCCCAGACUGCCGACGGGCAACAAAUCUUACUGCCCAGCAACCAGGUUGUGCUGCAAGGUGCGGGAGGAGAAAUGCAAGCAUAUCAGAUCCGUUCCUCUUCCUCAUCGCUGCCUCAGACUGUUGUCAUGACAUCACCCGUUAUCAGCUCUCAGGGCAAGAGUGACGACCCACAAAUGAAGAGAGAGAUACGCCUCGCAAAAAACAGGGAGGCCGCCAGGGAGUGUCGCCGAAAGAAAAAGGAGUAUGUGAAGUGUUUGGAAAACCGCGUGGCUGUGCUGGAGAAUCAGAACAAGACUCUUAUCGAGGAGCUCAAGACAUUAAAGGACCUGUACUGUGUUAAAAGUGGCUAAUGGGACACCGCGCCAAUCACGCUAAAGGAACUUUACUAGCAGACCUGUCUGCACACAUGCUUAUACAAACACAGAAACAGUGACUUUUUGGCACAGGGAAUACAUUUAAUCCACUUCCUGUCAAAUGUUUGUUUUUAUAACUCAUUUUUAACUAACAGCCUAAGAACGAUUGACCAGAAACGACGACGACAAAUACGCUUUUCAAACUAAGGAUGUACUUUUCCGUGACAUCUUUUUAUUAGCAGUCAGCAGAUGUUUAUAUUUCUGUAUGUAUCUUGUGCAAGAUUGGCACGUCUACACUGGGAGUUCUUGCUUUGUUCUUGACCCAUUUGGUUUCCAGGGAAUCUUGAAUGUUAAUUUUAUUGAAAAGUUUUUUUUUUUUUGCUCGCAGUAGGAAUGCAGAAUUGACGGACUUGUAUUUUUACCUUAUCUUUGAUGCGCUUGUGUGUAUGAAAAUUGUGACGCGAUUGUUGUGUUCUUUGCAUUAUUUGCUAUGAUUGCCCCCAUUUAUGAAGCUCUGGUAUUCUUGUCCCCAUUCCGUGUUUUAUUUUAUGGAAUUUUAGUGCAACAUUUCCGAUUCAUAGACUGAACAGAAUUGAAGGCAAGGGCUUUAUUAUGAAAUCUAUGGCUAACAGUGGAAUACUUAAUAAGCUGAAUUAAGAAAACCGAAUUUAACUUGUCAUUUUUAGUCAAAGCUUUUGUAAUAUACGUCUAACUGGUCUGUAAGCCAUAUACACGCUUCAGUUGAUACGUUUUGAUGGUUUUAGUUAAUAGGUUCAUGUAUUACCGCUGUUUAUAAGUAAAGCUGUUACAAGACAAUCAGGGAGAAUACACCUGCACCUCACAAAGCAGGGGGAAAUCAAUAAACAAUGAACUAAAUAAAGAUGUCAUUUGUUUUUGGUAAGGUGAAACUAAAUAAAUAUUUUUUCAGCC